GUUGAUACCAUUCAUGGAGCUCGGUCGGAUGUUAAUACUACCACGACUGCUUCUGCCAAGGGGAGACCAGCUCUGACUCGUGUUUCCUUACUUCUUCCAUCCCAUUUCCAUGUCCAUACUCCAACAAACCAUUCCCAAUUUACAAUCCAUAAUAAUAUCAUCCCAAAUCCCAAAGGCGGACGAGCAUUUUCUGCCUUUUGCAGCACGUCCUUCUAACCUUCCAACUCUUCUUUCACACUUUUCUUGCCUAUCCAUCCCCCACUCAUUCACUCUCUUAUUACACAUAAUUUUGCCACCGAGGUGGACAGUUCGUUUGCCACUACUCGUCGAGAAAUAUCAGUCACAAGAGUCUCAUUUUUCACACAGUCACACUACUCAACAAAUUGCUGGGCUAGUAACGAUGACGGCAAGAAGAAGAGGAGUCCGUUCAUUAGUUUGGUUUUUACAUAUCAGCAUUGUCGAAAUUGUCGUUAUCUGAACAAGAUUCACAAGCCGGUCCCCUGUUGUGUUGUGAGACCAGUGGACGUGCUGGAUGAUAUUGUGCUCGAAUUGACGUUAAAAGCAGGGAACGUGAGAAAUUCUUGUUUCGCUCCGGUCCUGCGGAUGCAGGAAUAUCAGUGAAUGUGUAAUUUGUUAAUAGCCGGACGAAGAGUGUUGGUUGUCGAGGUCCUGAGCGAGAGGAGGCAUAAGCCGGAGACACGACUAUAAGCACUGAAUAUUGUAACAAGUGUUUGGACGAGUUAUGUAUGUGCUCUGGCUGAAUUGUGUGGUGAGAUUUUCCAUGAUAUAACUUUGUCUUUGUUGGACUGAAUGGAUGUUGGUUGGCUCUGGUUGACAAUUGCAUCCUGUUAACGAGCAGCACCAAAAAGUUUGUACAUGUAAAAAAUCCUCUCCAUCUCCAACACACAAAGUUACGUAUGCUUACAUACACAGUGUGUGCGACUGUGAAAAGGAGUAUGCUCAGGACGUAUGUGGGAUGCAUGUGUAAAAAAAAUUUGAAAUCACUUCUGUGUGUUCUUAUACUUUAGUCACUGUCACGGCCGGGUGUGUCUAAUUUCCAACUACAUGGAUACAUUUGAAUCAGUUUCCCAUUACUUUGUGCUGAGGGCAAUUCAUCUUUAUCCUGUUGCAGGACGACCAGUUCCAGUCACAAUCAACAAUUUUGGAAGAAUCGCUUUUUAAGUGGUACAUUCAUUCCUUCGCCUCCUCCUCAUCUUUUUUGGUCUUGAGCAACAACAGCACAUUUAUUUUCGUGUGUGCUCAUUUCAUCAACGCCAUCCAUACGCUUCUGGACAGAUUUCUUGUUUUGGGAACUCAAGUGGAGUGAAAACGUGUCUAACAACAUUACUUGCUUGUGUGCAAAAAAGUGUUACAUUUAUGACGGCCCAAAACUAGAUUUCAACAUUCUUCAUCGUCCUGGAUUGGUUUAUACGUAGGUAUAGAUACAUGUCCCAUGUAUAUUUAUAUGGACGCUACUCCUGAGCUGCCUGUCAUGAUGAGAUUCCUGUCUAUCUUUCUCCUGUUUGUAUCGUCGGGUCGUCGGAUGGGACAAAUGAGACAGGAGAGAAACUCUGAUCUGUUCUCGCAUUGAACUGUACUCCACAAAAAUCUGUCAGUGUGUUGUCGUAGUUUAGCAGCCACAUACUCUCAUAGAUACGUUGAUAAGUAUAGUUAGUAAUACUUCGUUUUUCUCCAUACUGAACAUUUAAAGGGCGUGAGAUGGGAGACCGUGCACGCCGCUCACGAGACGGGGCUUGUUCCCGAUACUCUAUCGACACGCUAUUUCCGGGAUUGAGCAACAACCAUAACUCUUCGACGACUCAAAGUUCCAACAACUCGACAACAAAUCCUUCUUCCGUGGAUCAAAUGGAAAUGGAAAGAGAAACAGAUGGAUUAAUAUCUACUCAGCCCAGCAUUCACCAAAACAUUCUUGGAGGGGACGACACAUGUCGAAAAACUGACCUUGACCGGAUGUGUGUGAGUGGUGACGCCGGUGGAGGUGAGGAAGAACCACAACAAACAUGCAGUACCAGCAGCAGUACAACUCGAAGUGGUGCUGCUGUUGGAGGCCUUUUGAGCAAAGGAGGAAGAAACAAGCCCGUGUGGGGAAUGGAGUGUCGAAGUGGAGCCGGGUCCAAGAGAAAGUCCGGGAGCCCGUUAAAGCCCACAACGCAACCAAAACAGCAAAUGCAUCCUCCAACAGGACUCACAAAGCUGUCACGGAAGGAGAUGUUCCAAGUGUUCCAACCCUGGGUCCUCUCAACUUAUGGAGAUUCGGCCAAGACCAAGACAAUCACCAAGAAGAAAUACAAUAGAAUUGUGAGGACGCUGAAAGGAGAGGAGAUAAAUAACGCAGAAAACUCAAAGUUCAGGUUCUGGGUUAAAGCCAAAGGAUUUCAUAUUGGACCACCGUCUGGGCAGCUUUGUGUGAAGGACGAGCGUGGCACACUACAACAUCUUGUCCCGAAUGAGCCUGAUCUCUACGUCCCCACUUCGGUCAAGGAUGGCUCCGGUUUGGACAAGCCAAUUUUCAAGCGUGUCGCUGUCGUAGAAUAUUUCUUUGAUAUCAUCUACAUGGUUCAUGUUGAAACCGAAGCAAAGAAUGGGAAGCAUGCAGGACAGAAGCGUACGUAUAGAGCGAUCACGGAAAAGUACGCAUUUCUUCCACGAGAAGCCGUAACCAAGUUUCUACUCCAGUGCACCGAAUGUCAGAAGCGAGGGAGCCCUGGGAUCGAAUCGACAAGCACGGGAAGUAGUGGGGGCAGCCUGAGUAAAAUUUUUGCAGUUGACAGGUCUCUUUCACCUCUCAGCCCAAUUGCCACGGAUCCCGCGAGCACGCCACCGAUCUCCUCCUACUCUGAAAAGAGUCCACCGUCAGAGUUUGAUAUUAAUUUCAGCAGCCUUCCCUUCUCAACAACAACAACGAGAAGGACGCUGCUGCCAAGCUACCUGGCGCAUGAUGAGUUUGCUGAGGAGAGGAAACAAAGCAGCACAUACGGCGGCGGAGAUGGAUCUACGCAAGAUGAGCAUGUUGAUGAGUUGCUCGCGAUUGAGAGGAAGGAGCGUAAUCGAAUGGUGAAAAUGUCUCACUCCUCGAGCCGGAAGAAACUGGUGCCCUCCAAAGUGAAGGUGAAAGCAAGAGGCCCCACAAGUCGGGAAUUACACUUGAGGGAUCCAACUUCUGGAGAAGACGAGCACGAUUUGCGGGUUAGGACCAAAGGCUCAUCGGGAAGAUCAAAACAUGGGGAAGGGAAAGAUCUCAAAGCAGCAGCAGCAGCAGCCGAACCCAUGGACUGGCUCGACUACGGACAGCCUCUUGGAGGCAAGAAAGAAGCCACAAAUAACAAUAUCUACAGUAAUGGGAAGCACGAAUUUAGAGAACAAUCUAGUCUCUUGUCACUGAGUGACCGGGCAGUCAGUCACUCUGAAACCAUUCAUGACGAAACUUCAUCAAAUGGGAAUAAAGAUGACGAUGAUGACGACGAUGAUGAGUCGGAGGACAGGAUGGAUACGCAACAAUAUGAUCCAGAACGUCUCAAAGCAUUCAAUCUCUUUGUCCGAAUGUUUGUGGACGAAAAUUUGGAUAGGAUGGUUCCAAUUUCGAAGCAACCGAAAGAGAAAAUUCAAGCUAUUAUCGACUCUUGCACGCGACAGUUUCCAGAAUUUGCUGAACGGGCUCGAAAGCGGAUACGGACUUAUCUCAAGUCAUGCCGAAGGAACAAGAGAUCUCGAGAUGGAGGGUGGGAAUCGAGCCGCCCCACCCCUGCACAUCUCACGUCUGUACAAGCCGAACAAAUACUGGCUCAAGCGUGCGAGAAUGAGUCGUAUAAUGCUACCCUUAUGAGAAAAGGUUUGGAACCUGUUAGUCAACCUUUACCCAUAUUGAGUGAAAGUCGGAGCAGCAAGGAGAACGGACACCAUACAUCAAGCUCUUCCGACUCUUCAGAGAAGCAGAGGGAGAUCAGUAAGGGUCCUUCCCACACGACCACUAGUUCCAACAGCAGCAUUGCUGCCACAAUUGCAGCGGUGGCAUCCAACACCACAACCGUUAAUUCCCUCUCUCCAUCUUCAUCCUCAAUCACGGCGACGGUUUCCAACGAUCAGAAAAUAAAUCUGAGUCUUAAUGGCGCCACUGCUUCCAACGGAGAAAGUCUUGUUAAUCAGCUUGCAUCCUCGGUUUUGGGCAAAGGGUUGGAGAGGAGUCCACUCGUGGAUUACAGCCGAACGUUGAAUGGCAAUGGAGCAACGAGCAUGUAUCGACCGAACUUCAAUCAGACGUUCCAGCGACCAUCACCCUUUCCAAGUCUCUUCCCAACCGUGGCUGUUGCCUCCGCGACUGCCGCCGUUGUUGGUGCUUUGGGCAACUCUACCUUUCCUUCGAAUGUGUCGCCGCUGCCCCUCGCCAACGGUGACAUAGGACCCACAGACUUGAGCAUGAAAUCAAAACCGCUUUUGGCACAAAAACUGAGCACUACGGAUGUCACAACGGUUCGGCAGUUGAUAACUGGUUACCGAGAGUCUGCAGCGUUUUUGCAGCGAUCUGCGGACGAACUGGAGCAACUUCUCAUUCAGCAGCAUCAAAUAACCUGAGCAAACUUUCCCUCAACUUUCCCCGCUACUACUUGUUCUUCUUCCGUCGUAUUCUCACUACCAUCGUCAACGGGGAGUCACCACUUGGAAAGAGUGGCAGCCUGCAUGUUCACACGUCUCGUUUAUGUGCAAGCCUUAAUGGCUAUGAAUUAAAUUCCAUUUUGUUAUUGAAUUAUGUAUUAGUUAUCAAAUUUAACGUCACAUUGCAUAGAUUUAUACAUAUAUAUAUUUCAUAACUGUCGCUUUUACUAAUAAAAGUCUUCACAGUAGACGAUACAUACUUGUCGUAUUUGGUGUCCCCUGUAAAACGGAGAGGUUGCUUAAAUCCGUUAUUAUCCGAAUCGUAUGCCCAUCGUUGUUCUUCAGGUAUAUAACCGUUUCUAGAGCUAGUUUAGUCUCCAACCCUCUCGCGAAAGUAUUUUUGUGUGUAUUCUCUAGAUUAAAUCAAUUGCAUUGUAUCAGCUUUCGGGGAAUUUCACUCGUCUCAUCUUUAAAAAUACUACUGCCUUCUCUCGUAUGAACAUGUGUAUGUCUCAUGCAAAUUUCGAAUCACACGAUGAACUAAAAUAUUUCCAAACACGGGUCAGUUGAUGAGAUAGCAUUCCUAGGACUCUGAGUCCUGAGUACUUAGAAUUGAGAAUGGCAUAUUUGUAAUUUUUCAAAAAAUAUCUCAAUGUUAUGAUAAAUCCCUUAUUUGUUGAUAAAUAUAUGUAUGUCUAAAAACAAGGCAGAGGAUGUUAUUUAAAAAAAGUAGCAUAACAGUUCAAAACUUACCGUCAAUUCCCAUAAAUAUACUUAACAUGAUAUCAACAGCUUAGAUAUAUAUUCACUUUCAAUCCUAUUCAAGUACAUAAAUAUAUGUAAAUUAGAAGAAGUAGUCACGCCUCGAGUGCUAUAGUAUUUACUUUAAAAACACGUCGUCGUCGCAUAAAAUAUAUAUGUAUUAUUUUGCUUCAUGUUCUCAAUGUCGCAUGUUAUUGUUGACUACGUUCUAAAAAUAUCGGUAAAAAAUUAUAUCUGGACAAGCGAGGAAUUAACACUUUGUUGCUAUAAAUAGAUAAUUGCCCUGCCAAAGGGAAUUACAAAUGUGCUGUUUCGGAAUUAUUAUAAAAUUAAUUUUACUAGUUAAAUUAUACCAAAGAACAUGAUCAAACUAAAUGUCUGAAGUCGCAUCGUUUUUUAAAAAAAGAUAAUUUAUUUUAUAUUCAUGUUCCGGACUUUACAUUUUCUGGUUCAUCCCCAUCUACGUACAUACAGAAAGUAGUUCGUUGACGUAAUUUUACACUUGUAGAAUUUAUUAAACAUUACAUAUUGUAUGCACUGUUAGAAAAUGUUAGUUUACAAAGUUAUAAUAGCUUGAAAAAAUAAAAUGAAAACCAUUCAGCUUUA
Messenger RNA from Folsomia candida, 5979 nucleotides. RefSeq names its product nucleolar protein 4. Lineage: Eukaryota; Metazoa; Arthropoda; Collembola; Entomobryomorpha; Isotomidae. The record is from RefSeq and is a predicted model, not a curated record. The transcript is spliced from 18 exons. The coding region runs from base 1720 to 4590 and encodes 956 amino acids.